This is a messenger RNA of Drosophila arizonae, 418 nucleotides long. RefSeq names its product Bomanin Bicipital 1 (gene BomBc1). NCBI's taxonomy places the organism in Eukaryota, Metazoa, Arthropoda, Insecta, Diptera, Drosophilidae. Gene Ontology annotation, biological process: defense response. The record is from RefSeq and is a predicted model, not a curated record.
UGUAUAUAAAGCCGUUCCGUUCGUCUCAUUGCUGAACAGAUGAAAUUCACAUUUGCAAUGCGCUUAUUUGCUGGUGCUCUACUCUUUGCUGCUUUGCUGGCCAUGGCAACAGCUGCUGUUGUCAUCAAUGGCGUCUGUCAGGAUUGCUCGCCGCCCGAUGCUGAGACUUUAGUGGUGGGCGAUCGGGUGUACAAGGGUCGCCCCGGACAAGGCACUGUCUAUAUCAAUGGCCAGAGUGGGCGUGGCAGUGGCAGUGGCAGUGCAGCCGGUGAAGGACCCUAUGUGGUGCCCGAGGGCUAUAGCGGACGUGUGCCAGGCGGCUCCUAUGUCCACAACUCCGACUGCAAUGGCUGCGACAUUCGCGGCUAAAUUUCACUGUAUUUGCAUGAACUGAAAUAAAGCUGUGCUAUAUAGGGUA